UUAUAUAAAAAGCGCAUAUUAACAUAAGUCGUUAGAGAUAGUAUUGAACGCAAUCAAUGACCAAACAAUUGAUAAGAUAUGAAUUGUGAUAAGUAAAUUCAAUCAAUAGCAAAAGGGCACCAUACUAGUGUCGUAUCAAUCGUUAUAAUGUUAACUUGUCAUACGUAAUUAUCGCAGAAAACGUCACGAAGUGUGGACCAAAAAAUGGAUGAUGUGCAAAAAGUUGAACGGUAUAACAUUGCAAAAUCACAUUUCCCUAAACUGCAUGAGAAAAUACAAAACAAAUAUAAUGAAAUGCAAAAGAAGAUUGAAAAAUCUAAAUCAAUAGAUAUGUUAAUGUGCAUUGGUGAUAAUUUUAUAUACAAAGAACCUAAAAGACAUCUAAGCACGAGUGAUGUUAGAAAUGGAUAUCAAGAUAACGAGAGAAAUAUUGAAAGUGAAAAUAAACUACGAACAGAAACGAUGAAGAUUGAAAGUUCUAAAGAAAUAAAUGUAUCGUAUGAAGAAAUUAAUUUUAAAGAAGUUGUUGUUACUGAAGCAAAUAAUGAUAUAGGAAAUGACAAAAUUGAAAGUGAAAAUGAAGAUAACCUUUCGGAUAAUAUUUUUCUCAGUGAUAUGAGUAAUUUUUCGAAAACAAGCUUGGAAUCUUUACAAGAUAUAGGCAGAGAAACUGAUGAGUCAAGCCUUCCACCUACACCGACAACGAAGUCAAUACGUCAAAAAAUCGGCCUACGUAUGACAGCUGUGAAAGAAAAACGGAACGCUUAUAGGGAAAAAAAGAAAGAAGUCCGCGAGAAAGUGGAAAAGCUAAUUCUAACGAACUCGCCCAACGAUCAUUAUGAUAAAUUUCUCAAAAGAACUAAAUUUGCAACGACUACUAUUGCAUUAAUAGAAGCUUCUGGUUUUGAAAAUGACGAUGAGAAAUUCCGAUUCUUAAUCUGCCGUUUAAGGUUAGGUUUGGAAAAACGCAAAUCAAAAGUUAUAAAAACUAAUAAAUCAGUAGUAAAAUGGCAAGAUGUUAUACAUAUAAGUAUGUAUGAAGAAACAUUAUUGGAGAUUUCACUUUGGGAUAGAGAUGUAUUCAUGGGCAAAUGCGUCGUGGAUUUAUCUCUUCUGAAACAUGAAAAAACACACAAAAUGCGGAUCAAUUUAGAAGGUGACGGUCGCAAUAUAAAAUUGUUCUUUCUAAUAACGAUAAGCGGAACAGUUCUUAACAACACAAUCCUUGACCUUGACGAUUACCAAAAUAUCCGGAAUAAAUUGAGCAUGGAACGCAAAAAAUUUGCCUGGUAUCGAACAUUGAAAGAUUUCUCAGACGUUGGCUGGUUAUCUGUUAUUGUCUUCGGCGCCAAAGGACUACCUACUACAGACUGUUCUUGUAUAUUAAAACUGAACAACGAAGCACUUUACACACACACUGUUCACAAAACAAAUGAGCCAAAUUGGAUGAAGAUAUUUACGUUCACAGUAACUGAUAUAACAUCAGUUCUAGAAGUAAUUGUGUUUGAUGAAAAGAGAUCGGAGGAUGUUGGAAAGAUUUCAAUACCAUUGUUGAAAAUAAGUACAAAUGAUAAAAAAUGGUACGCACUCAAAGGCAUUAAUCUCAAAGAGAAAGCUAAAGGAAAUAAUCCAAGAAUACUCUUAGAAAUGGGAAUUACAUGGAAUCUCAUAAAAGCAUCGGUUCGUGUUAUAAAUCCGAAAGAAGCCGAUCUAUUAGAAACUGAGGAUAAAUUAGACCGGCACAUCUUCGCACGUAAUAUAUCACGGGCCAAAGCAAUAUAUUCCUGGACAAUGAGCACAUUUCAAAUAUUCAAGACAAUGUUUGAAUGGGAAUCAAGGAAAAGUAAUAUCAUAGCUUUAAUAGCUUGGUUAUUUUUUUGUUGGAUCUUCAAAAUUUGGAUGCUACCUCUACUUCUUCUUAUACCGUUCGCGUGGUACAAGCCUUCAAAGAACCCCGUACUAAUGAUCAGAAGAAGGUUUGAGCAAAUUCCAAUAGAAGGAGAAGAAAUUCCAAAGCAGGAAAAGGAAGAAAAAAAUUUAACACUUCGACAGAAAAUAAAUUCCCUCCAAGACAUGGUACACACCGUACAAAAUGUAAUUGGAAAAUUUGCAAGUCUCGGUGAAAGCGUUAAAAACCUUUUUAAUUUCUCUGUACCAUUCGUGAGUUGUUUGGCGAUAUUUUUAAUAUUGUUCAUAACAUUGGUUAUGUAUCUGAUACCACUUAAAUACAUACUUAUGAUUUGGGGAAUACAUAAAUUUACAAGGAAAAUUUUAAAACCUAAUAGAAUACCAAACAAUGAAAUAUUAGACUUACUUUCGAGAGUGCCUGACGAUGAAACUUUGAUUGACUGGGAACAGUAUUCUUUGGAAACUUUGUCCGAUGAAGAUGAACAUUUGUGACUAUCAAGAUCUGAAUAACAUAAGAUUAUUUUUAUAUUAUUUUAAGGCCUUGUCUGUUUUCUUUAGGUUAUUAUAGACAUAUGCUCGAAAAACAUUACCCUCUUCGUAAUUCGUGUAAAAAUAAAUAUCAAUUUUAUUUUUAAAUGCACAAUAGCACGUUUAUCUUAUUAUAAAUUAAUGAUUCUGCGUGUUUCGUCCUCUGCUGAUUAAACAACCCAAUGCCUCUGCAAAUGUGGAUGACUAUGGGCAUUGGUCGCUUCGCUAUUUUAGCGAAUUUAGGUGAGACUAUAAGAUGUUUAUUUUUAUAGCAGAAAGUAGAAUUAUAUUUACUUAAAUACAAUUAUUUAUUCCAACACAUAAGACAGUUUCAUGGAUUUCUUGAUCCAUAAAUCAUUCUGAGUUGCAUUACGGUUGAAUAUCACAUCAUUGGUGAUGUACAGCUCAUAAAUUAACCAAUCCAUCUUCUGCUUAGUAUGCAAACAGUGCGCGUUUAACUAAACCACUAAUCAUCUGAUUAGAAGCAAAUUACACAUUUGCCUUUGAAGACUACGAAUUUGCAUCCCUAGUAAUUACUUUGAUAAUAAUCUGAUUAAUAUCAAGUAAUUGUCGAAAUAUUAUAUUGCAUUACUGUGUUAAUUUUUCUUCGUUUCGUGAAAUGUGCAAGAAACAUUUAAGAUGCUAUUGAUGCUGCAUCGUUAUUGCUUGUUUCUUGUUUUAUAUUUAUAAACGCGCAUACAAAUAUCUCGUCUAUAUGGUAUUUUUUAAAUAUGUAUUUACAUUAAAAUUUACCAAACCAAUUAAACACGACUUUCAUUUUAUGAAUCCUGUGGUCAGCCGUUAUAAUUUCUACAUUUUGCCAAAAUUAAGUAGCAAGGUCAUUGAAAAAUAUAUUAACUGCUCC
Messenger RNA from Papilio xuthus (Asian swallowtail), 3301 nucleotides. RefSeq names its product multiple C2 and transmembrane domain-containing protein 1. Gene Ontology annotation, molecular function: calcium ion binding. Gene Ontology annotation, cellular component: synaptic vesicle membrane. The record is from RefSeq and is a predicted model, not a curated record. Lineage: Eukaryota; Metazoa; Arthropoda; Insecta; Lepidoptera; Papilionidae. The coding region runs from base 205 to 2400 and encodes 731 amino acids. Gene Ontology annotation, biological process: regulation of neurotransmitter secretion. The transcript has 15 exons.